Molecule: messenger RNA, 1685 nt
Organism: Manihot esculenta (cassava)
Lineage: Eukaryota; Viridiplantae; Streptophyta; Magnoliopsida; Malpighiales; Euphorbiaceae
Product: histone acetyltransferase type B catalytic subunit
Exons: 10
Coding region: 83-1477 (464 amino acids)
Biological process (GO): subtelomeric heterochromatin formation
Cellular component (GO): nucleus
Molecular function (GO): histone H4 acetyltransferase activity
Source: RefSeq, a predicted model, not a curated record
AAAUAUCCCCAUUUGUACAGUAUAAUUUCCCGCCUCUUCCUUUCCCAUUUCCCGCUCUGAAAACCCUAACCAACCGAAAACAAUGGGGCAAAAGCAACAACCUCCCACCGAUCCGACCGCCGAGCACAAGAAACGAAGGCGCGUAGGCUUCUCCAAUAUCGAUGCUGGAAUCGAGGCCAAAGACUGCAUUAAAAUUUACCUGGUUUCUAGCAAAGAACAAGUGGGUGCUUCUGAAAAUUACUGCAUUGAUCCAGUUGACUUAAAUGGCUUUUUUGAUGAGGACGGGAAAAUAUAUGGUUACCAAGGGUUGAAGAUAACUAUCUGGAUUAGCAGCAUAACAUUUCAUGCUUAUGCUGAUAUUACAUAUCAGAGUAAAUCUGAUGGUGGAAAAGGGAUUACGGAACUCAAAUCUUCUCUUCAGAGAAUUUUUGCUGAGACUCUUGUGGAGAGUAAAGAAGACUUUCUAAAAUCAUUUUCAGUUGAGAGUAAUCUGAUUAGAUCUAUUGUCUCGAGUGGGGAGGUAUUGCAACAUAAAGGCUCUAAUGAACAUUUUCGUGAUUCUGUUACUCAUUAUGGGGCAGAUACUUCAGAUGUGAAGGUUGUUCGCAUGGUGAUAGGCAAUGAAGGUACUGGACACCUUUACAGUCGUUUGAUCCCUCUCGUUCUUCUUCUUGUUGAUGGUAGCAACCCUAUUGAUGUGACUGAUCCUGGGUGGGAGUUAUAUGUACUGGUUCAGGAGAUAAAUGAUGAGCAGGGGGACAUUCAACAUAGAGUUCUGGGUUUUACAGCAGUUUAUCGCUUCUAUCAUUACCCUGAUAAAACACGACUACGGCUCAGUCAGAUAUUGGUUUUGCCUCCUUACCAACACAAGGGUUAUGGUCGUCGCCUUGUUGAGGUGGUCAACAAUGUAGCAAUAUCUGAAGAUGUUUAUGACUUAACUGUUGAAGAACCACUAGAUUACUUCCAACAUGUGCGCACAUGUAUUGAUGUACAGCGUCUGCUUGUUUUUAGUCCAAUCCAAGACGCAAUUAAUUCAGCUGUUUCAAAUCUGAAACAAGGAAAGCUAUCAAAGAAAGCUCAUGUCCCCCGGUUCAUGCCUCCUUCAACUGCAAUCGAGGAUGUUAGGAAAACAUUGAAAAUCAACAGGAAACAGUUUCUUCAGUGUUGGGAGGUCCUAAUUUAUCUAGGCCUUGAUCCUGCUGACAAGUGCAUGGAAGAUUUUGUGACAAUUAUUUCAAAUCGUGUGAAAGCUGAUAUCUUAGGAAAAGAUUCUGGAAAUGGUGGAAAGCAGGUGAUUGAAGUCCCUAGUGAUUAUAGUGCAGAGAUGUCAUUUGUCAUGUUUAGGACGGGGAAUGUGGAAGGUGGUAGUCUUCAGAUGGACGAAAAUCAAACAAAUCAGAGAGAGCAGCUGCAACAAUUGGUGGAUGCAAGGAUCAAGGAGAUACAGUCGAUUGCACAGAAAUUGCGUCCUGUUUGAACUAGUUUGUAAGACAUCCAAGUGGAAAUAGCAUUUUGGAAUAUUGAAUUGUUGAUUCAUCUUCCAAAAGAUGCUAUUGAGAUGCUCUAGGUUAGGUGAUUGAUCUGUGCCUUAUUUCUGAUUUAAGUUUUUGCUAUAGAAUAGCUGCAGAUUACCUUUUCUUUUUUUUUCCCCCUACAAAUCAUAGUAAUCAUCUAACCUUUUGUCA